Molecule: messenger RNA, 2316 nt
Organism: Cyprinodon variegatus (sheepshead minnow)
Lineage: Eukaryota; Metazoa; Chordata; Actinopteri; Cyprinodontiformes; Cyprinodontidae
Product: sterol 26-hydroxylase, mitochondrial-like
Exons: 9
Coding region: 393-1964 (523 amino acids)
Biological process (GO): C21-steroid hormone biosynthetic process; cellular response to peptide hormone stimulus; cortisol metabolic process
Cellular component (GO): mitochondrial inner membrane
Molecular function (GO): heme binding; iron ion binding; monooxygenase activity
Source: RefSeq, a predicted model, not a curated record
GAUUUACAACCAUAACAUGAUGAUGCAUAAUAUGUGGGAUUUGCACCUUGAACAGAAUGGAUGUGCAGGUAAUCAGGAGUUAACCCUGGCCGGAAACAUGGAGAUUAGUUUUGUGCAAUUUGAUUGGUUGCCAUUGAUGGAAGAACAGCUGCUGCUAUGCAGAAAACAGAUUUCCCCUUCACUGAGAGGAAGCCAAGACUCCUCGUAAAAGUGUUCAAAAAGCCUUACAUUGCACUGAGGAUUAACCCACCAUCCAAAGCAAAUUUUGAGCAGCAUUAUUUAAAGGUCUAAUAAAUAUCCACAUUAAUUUCCUGCUGCAGUUGCCUCCACUGAAUGUUUCUAGGGAGGUGAGCUGGAUAUUUGAGGAGCAUGGCUCCUCCCACUCAGUCUGCAUGAUUUUAACUGGAGCACUUUUCCAGUUUUUUUUAGUAAUGGCUGCCCGGCUGUCGCAGAGAUUACAGUCUGGGAGCUGUGGCAGAUGGCUGCAGCUAUGCCCCAUUUUUAAAGGCCAUGUCUGCUCCAGAGGACUGGGAAGGGCCUCCUCUCUCCAGCAGGAAAAGCUGCGGACGGUGGAGGACCUCCCUCGUGUCAGCCCCUUGGAAAUGCUUUUCAGAAUCUUAUUCCAGGGUUAUUUCCACCGUAUGCAGGAGUUACAGAUCUAUGAGAGGAAGCUGUAUGGACCCAUUUACAAAAAUGGACGUAAUGCUGUUUCUGUGACCACUGCUCAGCUGCUGGAGGAACUGGUGAGGAUGGAUGACAAGUUUCCCUCCAGAGCAGACCUGUCUCUGUGGACAGAGUACCGCGAUAUGAGAGGACACGGCUAUGGGCCGCUUACAGAAACAGGGGAGCGCUGGUACAACCUGAGGGCGGUUCUUAACAAGCGCAUGCUCCAUCCGAGGGACUCUGCUCAGUACGCUGGGGUCAUCAAUGAGGUGGUUACAGACUUCAUUAAAAGGAUCAAACAUCUGCGUGAAGCCAGCUCAACAGGGGAUUUUGUUUCUGACGUUUCCAAUAAGUUUUACCUAUUUUCAUUGGAAGGUAUUGCAUCUAUAUUGUUUGACACAAGACUUGGCUGUCUGAGAACGGAGAUUCCUGCUGGUACUCAAGAAUAUAUCGCGUCCAUCUCGCAGAUGUUUUCCAAUAACUUGCCUGUUGCAAUAUUUCCAAAGUGGAGCCGCAAACUGCUUCCUUAUUGGGGGCGCUACAUCACCAGCUGGGACAACAUCUUCGCUUUUGCGAAAACUUUGAUCGACAAGAAGAUAGAGGACAUCCAGCAGCGAGUGGACAACAACCAGAAUGUGGAGAGUGAAUAUCUAACGUACCUCCUCUCAAACAAGAAUAUAAGUACUAAGGACGUCUACGCCAGCAUCACUGAGCUUCUUUUGGCUGGAGUGGACACGACCUCCAACACCCUCACAUGGGCUUUGUACCAGCUGUCCAGGAACCCAGAAAUCCAGGACAGACUUCAUGAGGAAGUGUCCACGCUGGUACCUGCAGACCAAAUCCCCACGGCUGCAGAGGUCACCCAGAUGCCAUUUUUACGAGCUGUGAUUAAGGAAACUCUCAGGAUGUACCCCGUGGUUCCUAUAAAUUCAAGAAUCAUAACUGAAAAAACAGUUUCUGUUGGUGGAUAUCAGUUUCCAAAGAAUACUUGUUUCACUCUCUGUCACUAUGCCAUCAGUCAUGAUGAGAGCAUUUUCCCAGAGCCGUUCAGAUUCCAGCCGGAGAGAUGGCUCCGUGACGGCCGCCAGAGGCCACAUCCAUUCAGCUCCAUCCCAUUUGGCUACGGAGUUCGAGGCUGUGUUGGUCGCAGGAUUGCAGAACUAGAGAUGUAUUUGGUUCUGUUUCGGCUUAUUAGGGACUUUAAAAUCAAAUCCGGACCCAUGAUGGACGAGCUGAAGAUCCUCAGUCGGGCUGUUCUGGUUCCAAACAAGCAACUGGACCUGCACUUUGUGGACCGAUGAUGAAGAAACACUGAUUUUCUCAACAGUUUGGUUUAACAGUCACAUAAAAAGCUGGUAGGCCAAUGAAAAACUCUAAAACCAUUAAGCAACAACUCUUUUUGCAGUCACAAAAAACACCUAAUUAGAUCUGAAUACAUUCAGAUUAUACAUUUAAAAUAUAAUGCAUUUCCCUCUUUAUCAUCAGGGGGUAUUUCUACUUGUUUGUGUCUAAUAAUAUGAUCACAUGUUUGUAUAUUUGUAUACCUUGGUCAUCCCUUCAUUGUAUUCGAUUCUAUUCUGUAAUAAUGUAAUAAUGAAAACUUUUAUAUUUGUUGGUUGUAUAUUAAAGGAUGUUUUAUUUUUCUGGCGUAAA